CGUCAAGUUGUCCGGUCCGCUCGGUGAAGAUGUCUGCGACGGGCUCAGGCGGGCCGGGACCCGGACCCAGCUCAGGGACCGGGUCCGGGACGUCCAACCCGCGGAAGUUCAGCGAGAAGAUCGCGCUGCACACACAGCGGCAGGCCGAGGAGACGGCCGCCUUCCAGGAGGUCAUGAUGGACAUCAGCUCCACCAGGGAAUUGGUCUGGAAACUUCCCCGGGGAUAAAAGCCAGUUUCGUCUCCCCACCACCGCACUAAACAGGACCAACUCCGACUCAGCCCUCCACACCAGCGUGAUGAACCCCCCCACAGGAGACCCCUUCACUAUGGGAGGACCUGCCCUCACCCCCCAGAGUAACAGACGCAGCGGUCAGAGCGACGGAGAGAGCCGAAGAAUGUUUCCGUACCCGGUUCCUCCCAUUGAAGAGAACGUCCUGGAUGAUGACAAAAUGCUGAAACUGUGGGACUCCAACAAGCUGCCCAUGUUGUCAUCCAGACCCAAGUCCUGUGAAGUUCCAGGCAUCAACAUCUUUACGUCUCCUGAGCAGCCGUCCACUCCAGUUCAAGGCGUCCCCCUUGUCCCCAGCACCGGCGGUUCGCUGCCGGACCUGUCCAUCCUCCACUUCCCCUCCCCGCUGCCCACGCCGCUGGACCAGGACGAGCCCGGUUACCCAGGAUCCUCUGCUCUGAGCGGGGGCAGCAGCACUGGAAACCUAGCCUCCACUCUCACCCAGCUGGGCAUUAACAGCACCAACCAAUCAGGAGGCAGUGGGAGCUUCCAGCAGCACACACCUGGACUCAUGGCGUCUCUACAGAGCACGCUCAGUAACCCCAACCUGCAGUCGUCACUGAGCAACCCCAACAUCCAGUCGUCGCUCAGCAGCCACUCCUUCUCUAAUUCUCUAAGCUCCGCCUCCCUGCAAUCAUCGCUCAGCAAUCCAUCGCUUCAGUCAUCGCUCAGCUCCUCCCCCUCCAUGCAGUCCUCCCUCAGCAACCAGUCGCUGCACUCAUCCCUGAGUAACUCCUCCCUCCAGUCAGGCAGUAACUCCAGCUACAGCGGUGGAAUGGGUGGGGCUGGAUCAGGCUCCUCCUCCUACACACAGUUGCUCACCAGUCAGGGCCAAACAUCACUCAGCACAUCGCCACGGAGACGAGCCCAGCUCUCACCGCUCAUCCUGCCCAUGGGGGCGGAGCCACGGAGGCAUCACUCCAAACAGUUCUCCCCCACCAUUUCCCCCACUCUGUCCUCCAUCUCACAGGGCAUCCCAUUAGACACCAGUAAACUGCCUCUGGACCAGCGGAUCCCCCUGUACCACCUCUGCCAGUCCCAACAGCACCAGCCAGGUCUGCCCAGCUCUCAGCCCGGUCAGAAACCCCCUCCUCUGGGUCAGCACCACCAGCCCCGCCUCCAGCAGCCGCGACCCAAUAUGCACCAACAGCAGCUCCACUUGGAGAACCUACGGAACCAGAACCAGCAGCAGCACUUUGGACUGCCUCAAAGGCCGAUGGGACCGCAGGGGAACUCGCUGCAGGUGAACACACCUGUAAAGUCUGAAGACAUGUUGGAGCCGUGUGUCCAGACUUCGUUUUUGUGCCAAGUUAAACAGGAAGUGGAUCAGCAGCGAGCCGGCGGCCCCCUUCACCAGCAGCAGAUCAACCUGACAACAGACUUUUACAACGAUGCCUUGCUCAGCUCCCUGCUGGAUGACCCGUACCUGAGUCUGCAGCUGUCAGGAAAGUCCAACCAGCAGUUCUCAGCUGAGAACCCGACCGACAGUCUGUCCCUGAACCACAGUGGGCUGGGCUACACCAGCACCGACAAGAACCAGUUCCCCCUCAACAGCCAAGGGUCCUUGGAGCUUCAGGAGCCCGGGAACCAUCAUCUGUUCAACAAUCAGAACCAGAACUACAGCGGUGGAGACGGCCGGCACAGCGUGCCCAACAUCAUCCUCACAGGAGACUCCCCCACAGGUCUGUCCAAGGAGAUUGCCAGUGCCCUGUCCCGCGUCCCCGGCUUCGAGAUGGACCCCUUCUCCCUGGACGAGCAGCUAAGGAUGGACCCUCUCUCUCUUGACAUGCUGGAGGGUGACCUGAUGCUCGCCGACCCAGUUGUAGAGGACUCUUUCCGGUCCGACAGGCUCAAAUGACCCCCCUCCCCCUCCCACAUACACACAAAGCAAACAAACUCUGUGAGGAGGUGAAGAAGAUCCACCCCCACC
Nematolebias whitei (Rio pearlfish) is the source of this 2220-nucleotide messenger RNA. RefSeq names its product CREB-regulated transcription coactivator 2. Gene Ontology annotation, biological process: protein homotetramerization; positive regulation of transcription by RNA polymerase II. The record is from RefSeq and is a predicted model, not a curated record. Gene Ontology annotation, cellular component: cytoplasm; nucleus. Lineage: Eukaryota; Metazoa; Chordata; Actinopteri; Cyprinodontiformes; Rivulidae. Gene Ontology annotation, molecular function: cAMP response element binding protein binding.